This is a messenger RNA of Loa loa (African eye worm), 375 nucleotides long. RefSeq lists its product as hypothetical. Bases 1 to 375 code for a protein of 124 amino acids. The record is from RefSeq and is a predicted model, not a curated record. NCBI's taxonomy places the organism in Eukaryota, Metazoa, Nematoda, Chromadorea, Rhabditida, Onchocercidae. The transcript has 2 exons.
AUGAAAAUGGAUAUCAAUAUCACGCGUGUAUCAAUAUCAGCACUCCGUACACAGCCACUACGUCCAGAGGACACAGACAUAACACAAGACACCAAGAUUCCCUCGUUCAAGGGAAUAACUGCAAUUCAAGACCCAAUCACGGAGGGAAUUCAAGAGUUACCAGCACUUUUCAGUACUAGUUAUAGGACAGAUUGCUCCAGUGUAACGCACAUGCAACCCUUUGAUAAUGAUCUUAAUGAAAGAAAAACGGCAAUACAGAAACCAAACCCCACAAAAACUAAUAACGUUGACUUCGCAAAGAAUGGAAAAAAGAAAUCCUACAUCCGAUAUACUCUUCAUCGGUACUGUGGGCCACUGCCCAAUACUUUAGUAUAA